Messenger RNA from Maniola jurtina (meadow brown), 1990 nucleotides. RefSeq names its product geranylgeranyl pyrophosphate synthase-like (gene qm). Lineage: Eukaryota; Metazoa; Arthropoda; Insecta; Lepidoptera; Nymphalidae. The coding region runs from base 185 to 1117 and encodes 310 amino acids. The record is from RefSeq and is a predicted model, not a curated record. Gene Ontology annotation, molecular function: prenyltransferase activity. The transcript has 8 exons. Gene Ontology annotation, biological process: isoprenoid biosynthetic process.
CUAAGUCUCGUCUCGUAGUCCUCGUUGUAAUUAUUACAUACUCUUUGACGUUAAAAUCAAAACUCGAAAUUAAAAAAUUACAGAAAUCGAUUGAUUUUGUCGUGAAUUGAUGUUUUGACUUUUGUCUUCUCCAAUUAUCUAAAUACAUAUUAUUACUUAAUUUAGGAAAAGCCAUUCUUAUAAAAUGUCUCAAAUGGCAACUAGAAGCGGCGACUCGAGCCAGGACGAGAAACUCUUGAUGCCAUUCACAUACAUCCAACAAGUUCCUGGCAAACAAAUUCGAGCAAAGCUUACCUUAGCUUUCAACUACUGGUUAAAAGUCAGCGACGACAAACUCCGUGCCAUUGGGGAGAUUGUGCAGAUGUUGCACAAUUCCAGUUUACUAGUAGACGACAUAGAAGACAACUCAAUCCUGCGGCGAGGCAUUCCGGUGGCACACUCCAUAUAUGGCAUCGCUAGUACAAUCAACGCGGCGAACUUUGUGGUCAUCAUAGCGCUAGACAGGACCUUGCAACUCGGCCAUCCAAUGGCUACGACGGUGUACACGGAACAGUUGUUGGAGCUGCACCGCGGGCAAGGCAUCGAGAUCUACUGGCGCGACAACUUCCAGUGCCCUACCGAGCAGGAAUACAGCGAUAUGACUAUGAAAAAAACGGGAGGUCUGUUCAUGCUGGCCAUCCGUCUGAUGCAGCUGUUCAGCGACAACAAGUCCGACUUCAGCAAACUGUCCUCCAUCCUCGGCCUCUACUUCCAGAUAAGGGAUGACUACUGCAAUCUAUGUUUACAAGAGUAUUCAGAAAACAAGAGUUUCUGCGAGGACCUGACGGAAGGCAAGUUCAGCUUCCCCAUCAUACACGCCAUACAGAACCAGAAGGGCGACAACCAAGUACUGCACAUUCUCAGACAGCGGACUCGUGAUGUGGAAGUGAAGAGGUACUGCAUCUCCCUGCUGGAGAAGUUUGGCAGCUUCCAGUACACGAGAGAACGCUUGCAACAAUUGGACGAUGAGGCUAGGGCUGAGGUAAAACGUUUAGGAGGUAAUCCACACUUAGAAGAAUUACUCGACGAACUUCUAAGUUGGCGGCGGGACUCCAAAAAACUUAACAACGAAGAGUAAAUGCCUGUUCAUAGAAAAUUGACUUUAAAUACUAUUGUUUUGGGUUGCGGUCCAACACCGAUGUGGUGUAUUUAAGUUGAGGCCCCAUAUACACGAUACUUUUGCAUCGGCAAUAUUGAUAGCCUUUCUGAAGCUCGAAGUGGCUCAGAAAAGCAAAAAUAACAAAGUCUCUUUUUGAGAACGUUUCUUUGCGAUUACUUCCAUGCUUGAUGAAAAUAGUCUCCUUUUGGAAACUUUCUUCCUUUGUGACUGUUUCAAUACUCAAGCAAGAAAAUCUCCGUUCUUCUUUUGUGAUUCCUUCAAUGCUCUAGCAAGUUUCCUUUUGGAGGCUUUGUUGCUUGAGCAUUGAAGAAAUCCCUAAAAUGCGUGAUUUUGAUCAACGAUCAAUUGCAGUAUGGAUGCGACAUCGAGGUAUCGUCGAUACUAAAAGUAUCGUUUGUGCUUUGGCCCUAAUGAUUGUAUGGUCCGAAUUAUUUUGUUACUUCAAGUAAUUUGGCUGUAAGUUAGUAUAAGAUUUUAUAUCUCACCAACUUGAUAGAGUUUGACUGACGAAAUACUUUUGUGUUAAAGUAAAAUGGAUCUUAAUCGCUUUGUUUUAAAGCUUAAAUUUGCUCGUACGUCUACAGUCUGCGCUGUGCUGAACGUUGCUGUGCUGAAUUUUCAACCUUAAACCAAGGUACUUUAUGUCCAUUUAAGCCUGAUGCUAUUGUUUCGAUACUCGAAUUCUCGUUGGCGAGAUUUAAAAUCCCAUACUAAGCACACGGUCUUAAUGACGAACAAAAAAUAAUACCAACAUCAUUCGAUUUUUUUUUUAUUGGUGCUAGUUUUGGUAGUGUGUGUGUGGUCCAAAAGAGAGGUAAAUUUUUAACUUAA